GCAAUGAAAAUGAAAACUGUUUAUUUUGUUGCUGGGCUGCUUUUAAUGAUAGUUCAAGGCAGCUGGCAAAAUCCUCUUCAAGAUACAGAGGAGAAAUCAAGAUCAUACAAAGCUUCCCAGUCUGAACCUUUAGAUGAAUCUAGAAAACUGAAUGAAGUGAAACGUCAUUCACAAGGCACAUUCACCAGUGAUUACAGCAAGUACUUGGACACUAGACGAGCUCAAGAUUUCGUGCAAUGGUUAAUGAGCACUAAAAGAAAUGGACAACAAGGACAGGAGGACAAAGAGAAUGACGAAUUCCCAGACCAGCUCUCAAGCAAUGGGAUCUCCAAGCGUCAUGCUGAAUUUGAGAGACAUGCUGAGGGCACUUACACCAGUGAUAUCACCUCUUAUUUGGAAGGUCAAGCUGCCAAAGAGUUCAUUGCUUGGUUAGUGAAUGGACGAGGAAGAAGAGAUUUCCCAGAAAAAGCUCUUGUGGCCGAAGAAAUGGGCCGAAGACAUGCAGACGGCACUUUCACGAGUGAUAUCAACAAAAUUCUUGAUGACAUGGCUGCCAAAGAGUUCUUAAAAUGGCUGAUUAACACAAAAGUUACCCAAAGGGACCUUUUGGGAGAAUACCAGUAAAAAAAAUAAAAUAAAAAUGGGAUAGAUGAAGAUCCU
This is a messenger RNA of Rhea pennata, 660 nucleotides long. It is a transcript of the gene GCG, whose product is annotated as glucagon. Gene Ontology annotation, biological process: negative regulation of apoptotic process; positive regulation of insulin secretion involved in cellular response to glucose stimulus; adenylate cyclase-modulating G protein-coupled receptor signaling pathway. The record is from RefSeq and is a predicted model, not a curated record. NCBI's taxonomy places the organism in Eukaryota, Metazoa, Chordata, Aves, Rheiformes, Rheidae. Gene Ontology annotation, molecular function: hormone activity; glucagon receptor binding. Gene Ontology annotation, cellular component: extracellular region. The transcript has 6 exons. Bases 4 to 624 code for a protein of 206 amino acids.